Molecule: messenger RNA, 2390 nt
Organism: Xiphophorus maculatus (southern platyfish)
Lineage: Eukaryota; Metazoa; Chordata; Actinopteri; Cyprinodontiformes; Poeciliidae
Product: cytochrome P450 2J1-like
Exons: 9
Coding region: 50-1546 (498 amino acids)
Biological process (GO): xenobiotic metabolic process
Cellular component (GO): intracellular membrane-bounded organelle; cytoplasm
Molecular function (GO): heme binding; iron ion binding; oxidoreductase activity, acting on paired donors, with incorporation or reduction of molecular oxygen, reduced flavin or flavoprotein as one donor, and incorporation of one atom of oxygen
Source: RefSeq, a predicted model, not a curated record
UUGCUAAAACAUUUGGUUCCUUUGCUUCACCUCGGUGUUCAUAGAAGACAUGGAGACGAUCCUGAGCGUCCUGGGCUUGGAGUGGAUAGACCUCAGAAGUUUUCUGAUAUUUUUCUGUGUUUUUCUGCUGCUGACAGAUGUUGUGAAGAACAGAGUGCCUAGUAACUUUCCACCAGGCCCGUGGUCUUUUCCUUUUAUUGGAGACCUUCCUCGCAUUAAGGCGUCCAAAAUUCACCUGCAGUUUAAAGAGUUUGCAGGAAAAUACGGGAACAUUUUCAGUCUUCGUUUGUUUGGUGGAAGGGUUGUCGUCAUUAAUGGCUACAAGCUGGUGAGAGAAACUCUGAUCCAACAAGGAGAAAACUUCAUCGAUCGUCCCAAAAUCCCGUUGUUUGAUGACUUAGUUGGGAAUAAAGGUCUUGUAAUUUCCAGCGGCAACCAUUGGAAGCAGCAGAGGAGAUUUGCUCUUCACACACUCAGAAACUUUGGUCUGGGAAAGAAAACCCUGGAGCGAUCCAUCCAGCAGGAGUGUCGGUAUCUCACUGAGGCUUUUGCUGAUUUACAAGGUCAGUCAUUUAAUGCCCAUAGACUGAUCAACAACGCUGUCGCCAACAUCAUCUGCUGCUUGGUCUUUGGGAGUCGAUUUGAGUACAACGACAAGCAGUUCAAGAUCAUCCUUCAACACUUUGACGAUUCACUGUACUUACAAGGAAGUGUGUGGGCGCAGAUUUACAACGUAUUGCCCUGGCUGAUGAAAUGGCUGCCUGGACCUCAUCAGAGGAUUUUCACCAUAUCACACGAAAUAUUAGACUUUAUUAAAGUAAGGAUCAAGGAACACAAAGAGAACCUGGACCCUUCAUCACCCAGAGACUACAUCGACUCCUUCCUCAUAGAGAUGGGAGAGAAAGAAGACAAGGAUUCUGGUUUUGAUAUCGACAAUUUGUGUUUUUGCACUCUGGACCUGUUUGGUGCUGGAACCGAAACCACCACCACCACUUUACACUGGGGGCUGCUGUUCAUGAUCUUGAACCCACAAAUACAAGAGCGGGUCCAGGCUGAGAUAGACGCUGUGAUUGGUCCGUCCAGGCAGCCGUCUAUGACUGACAGAGACAACAUGCCUUACACCAACGCUGUCAUCCACGAGAUACAGAGGAUGGGGAACAUCAUACCGUUAAAUGUGGCCCGGUCAGCUAACCAGGACACCACAGUGGAUAAAUACUCCAUCCCAAAGGGCACCAUAAUCCUCACUAUGCUGGACUCAGUUUUACACGAUGAGUCCAUGUGGGAAACUCCGUACACCUUCAAUCCUCAGCACUUUCUGGAAAAGGACGGCAAAUUCAGGAAGAGAGAAGCAUUUCUUCCCUUCUCUGCAGGUAAACGUGUGUGUCUCGGGGAGCAGCUGGCCAGGAUGGAGCUGUUCCUCUUCUUCACCUCCCUCCUCCAGAGGUUCACAUUUUCAUCUCCUCCAGGAGAGAAGCCCAGUCUGGAGUUCAAACUGGGACUCACUCAUUGUCCCAAACCUUACCGCCUCUGUGCUGCACCACGUUAACCUGCUGCCUGAUGACUGCAGCCAUAAAAUCACUAUAAAAUGAGUCAUAAUGGCAGUCAACAUGAAAAUUAACUUAUAAUGUGCAAUAAAGAUUAAAAUGUUUAGAAAAAUGCUGUAUAAGGUAAAUGACGUGAUUUUAUUGGACCAGACUCAUUAAAUAAUUGUUUCAUUUAAACUGAAUUUGCACACAUAUAUUAAUGCACUCAUGAAAACAAUUUCAGGUAAUUAACCUACUUAAGAUAUUUCUUGCAUGUACGUUUGUUUAGCAACACUUUUUUGGAUUCUUUUUGAUCUUUUAAAGGUUAGUCUCCAGUAUUUACAGUAUUUACAGUACUUUGAACAAAUCUACGAUUCAGUGGAUGCUGUAUUAUCAUUUCUUUUCCUUGCAAAUACUUUCAGGAUAAUCAUCAAGUCUCACAAAUGUUUGGCUGGCAACUUUAAUGGUUUAUGAAUUUAAAACGCAGAUUUAAAAGGAUUUGCAGAUAACCAAGUGUUAUGACUUAGAUUAGAGGUCUUCAAGUUGGGAGUCGCGACCCCCAGUGGCGUUGUGCCAGUACUACAAGAGGGUGUUGUAAAAUUUCUGAUUGAUUUGACAUAUUCAGUUGUUUGUUUUUUAUCCAAAGUUGUCUUUAAAUACACAUGAACAUGAAUCCAAUAUGCAACAUAUUCAAGAAAGGAGCCAUUGACUAUUGUGUUUCAGUCAGAAAUACAUUCAUUGACCAAAAAUCAGUUCAUCAUGGUAAAAGUUCUGAAUUUUAUGAAUUUAUUCAUAACAGUUUCAUUGACAGGUCAUCACUUUUGUAAUCAAACCUAAAUAAAGAAAAUAAAAACGUGAUGUAAAGAA